Molecule: messenger RNA, 294 nt
Organism: Linum tenue
Lineage: Eukaryota; Viridiplantae; Streptophyta; Magnoliopsida; Malpighiales; Linaceae
Source: the annotation of a GenBank genome assembly
CUCUGACGAUUUUAGUGCUUCGAAGCAAGUAGCCGUACUGGAAUGGAGAUCUCCAGUCCUAUCACUCCUGGCCAGGCUUCAUUUUUCCUUGGAAUCAUACAAGAGAAAGAGAGCUGGCAAAUUACAAUGAUAAAGCUGUCCUGUUGGAUGGAGGCGGUCUUCAAUCUGCAUCUCCCAGAGCUCUUAACUUGCAUUCUUCAUCUCCUAUAUUCAGGUUCCUUCUGAUGGAUGGAGCAGUAUUUGUUAGAUAUUCGCUACAAUCAACUGCUGCCUUCAAGCCAACAAGAUGACUGU